UGGAGUGAGAAAAUCCCCAAAAAAAAAGUAACUCAAACCCGCGCUAUUCUCCCGCUUCACAAUUUUCAAUUUUCCGCCAAUGGAUUCGGCCAUGUCUACGGAAGAACACGACGAAUGGGAGCUCCGACAUGACGACGGAUUCGUCUACAAAUGCAAGAAGCGCCGCCUCCACCCGCCACCGUCUUCGACGGACACCGACGAGGCCGAGGAGUGGCGGAGAGAGCGCAAGAAGCGAACCCUGUUGAAGCUUAAAGCCAAGUACCAGAGUGAGAUCCUUCAGUGGGACACUUUGUCAAACACCUUGCGCGCAAUGCACAAGGGUGCGCUUCGGCUUCAACAGGAACGCGAACGGGUGCCGGAGCGAACCCCUUCGCUCGCUUAUCCUUGGGAAACGAUAAAGGGUGCGGAUUCUGAUGGUGGGUCAUUGGUUGAUGAGCUUCUUUUGCAGGUGGAAGUCCAGGAAGCAAUAAUUCGUGAUGUUUCAAAUUUAUGUGAUGUAGCAGAAUCAAUGUGCAUUAAACAAGAAGAAGAAUUUAAGCAACUAUUGUUUAAUCUUCCAAUCUGGGCUUCACCUCAUGAGAUCAUGGAAUUGCUAUGCAAUGAUUGAGCAAGUUUUCUCUGCACGUUGUCCUCUUGGUAAUGAAUAUGAAAUUUAAAGGAAGCACUUCCACUAUUUAACUACUAGUCUACUGGUGAUCUUGACCAGUUUCCUUAAUUGUAAUUCUGUAAGAUUAUCAUGCUCUACACUGAUGCCAAUUAGGCUCACCUUUUGUAGAUUGGUAAAUAUCUUUAGAUUAUUUGUAUUUAAGGGUUAUGCACUUGGAAUGAGCAUGU
This is a messenger RNA of Gastrolobium bilobum, 834 nucleotides long. RefSeq lists its product as uncharacterized. Lineage: Eukaryota; Viridiplantae; Streptophyta; Magnoliopsida; Fabales; Fabaceae. The coding region runs from base 80 to 607 and encodes 175 amino acids. The record is from RefSeq and is a predicted model, not a curated record. The transcript is spliced from 2 exons.